CCAACACCAUCAUCGCAUCGCGACUUUACCAGAACAUCCACCGCACGACGCACUGCGACCAAAGCACCGCAAAAGCACUCGAAAUCAACUUUUGGUAUCCACGCGACGCAGAUCCAGCCAUCAAAAUGCUUCUCGACGAAGACCCCGCCGCCCUCAUCUCACAAUGCACAUCACACUUCAAAAUCGCCAACGACACGGCAUCGCUCCUGCGCAUAUCCGACAGCCUCUCCACACUCUCCCAAUUCCGCUCGCAGCACCUCUCCUCCCUGCAAUCCUCGCUCGCGCAACUCUCACGGACACACCAAACACUUUCCGCGAACCACAACCACACGCUCUCGCAGCACAACCCAACGAACCACGCGGCCGAGAUCUUGCGGCUGGAUACAGAGAAGUUCAAGAUUGCGAAGCAGGCAAGUGAUUUGGAGAUUGAGGGCGAGAGGUUGCAGCAGGAGCGUGAGAGGCUCGCUGGAGUCGCACAAGAUCUGGAAGCAGAAGGCGUUGAAGGGGGUGAGAGGGAGAAGGCGGAGAGUGAGGAUGCUACGAUUCUGAAGCUCAAACUCUACCGCACACUCGGCAUCGACGUCGAAGCCGAUGCAACAACAGGCCAGUACAACAAAGCAGUUGUCCGAAAUGCAGCGAAGGGCGAUGUACACGUUGUCAACAUCGACCCCAAGUUCUCGCGGCACUUCUACACCAACUAUUUCUGGAGGACCAUGUAAGGCGUGCAUGAGAUAUGGGUGGUUCGCGGGUUGGGCUCGAUGCUGCAUGCCGAAUGUUUAGGUUUAUUUAAGAUACCUUUUGUUUAGCGGCGUUUGGGGGGGUUUGGUGGUACCAUGACGCAUAUCAAAUGAC
Macroventuria anomochaeta is the source of this 852-nucleotide messenger RNA. RefSeq names its product Spc24-domain-containing protein. The record is from RefSeq and is a predicted model, not a curated record. NCBI's taxonomy places the organism in Eukaryota, Fungi, Ascomycota, Dothideomycetes, Pleosporales, Didymellaceae. Bases 126 to 719 code for a protein of 197 amino acids. The transcript has 3 exons.